AUGAUUAUUAAGAGAGGUUUGAAUUUCUCCCGUCUCAUAAAAGAAGCUUCUAAAUUAAUACAUGGAAGACAAUAUAUAGAUCACUAUUGGUAUUUGAAAUCAAAGUAUGAUAAUCUUAUAACAAUAGUCCAGAGUCACUUUAACCUAUUAUAGAUAAUGAAACAAAAAUAAAAAACACAUUUUUUGAGUAACCUUAAAUAAAAGAAAUAUUUGAUGAUUAUUAUUAAGUAUCUUAAGGUAGAAAGGAUGGAAGAACACAUAAUAUUCCUGAGUUAUAUGAUGAAUAUGAAUAUAAUGGAAGAUUUGCAUAUUUUGAUUCAGGAAACAAUUAUUAGAUAAUUGAAAGAUCUCUUAAAGAAGGUGAGAAAGAAGUAGUAUUAGACUUAAAAAAAAUUUAAUUUUUGAAAUAAUAUCAAGCAACUUUAAAGUUAACAAAGUUAAAGAUUUCAGAUGAUCAUAAAUUAAUAGCAUUUGGAAUUGAUUUAUUAAAUAAUGAAGAUGUUGUUUGGUUUAUGAAAUAUAUAGAUGAUGAAAGAGUAUUGAGGACAAAAUUAUCUGAUUGUUUUGAUGCAGCUUUUACUAAGGAUAAUAAGCAUUUAAUAUAUACUUAAUAUGAUGAUAAAUUCAGACCUUAUAAAUUGAUGUUACAUAAGUUGGGAACAACUUAAGAAGAAGAUGAAUUAUUAUUUGAAGAGAAAGAUGAACAAUUUUAUUUAGAUUUACAAUAAACCAAAGAUGGAAAAUAUUUUGUUUUGUUAAGUUAGACAAAGUAAAGUAACGAAGUGAUUUUGAUAGAUCGUGAAGAUCCUAAGAAAUUAUAACUCUUGUUUUCAAGAAAAGAAAAUGCAAUUAAUUUAGUUCAUCAUCAUGAAGAACAUGGAUUAUACAUAUUGACUAAUAAAAACAAUUAUGAUUAUAAAGUAUUAAAAUAAGAAGGUGAUAAAUUUGUAGAUUUCUAUUGUCCUUAAUAAGGAGAAGUAUUAUAAGAAGUAGACUUAUUUCACAAGCAUUUAGUAUUAUACUACACUAAAGAAAGUGAAAGUUUUAUUAAAGUUAUUUCAUUGUAAGAUAAAGUAAUUUUUAAUAUAAUCAUUCCACCAUCAUUGGUAUAUACAAAUGAUCAAAAAAAUACAAAAAAUAUGUUGAGAAAUAUUUACGAUAGAGUUAUAAAAAAAGAUAAGUCUCAAUAUUUUAUGAAUUAGAAAAUUUAAAAUGAAGUAUUAGGAGCUACAAUAGAACCUGGUAUUAAUCAUAAUUACAAGAGUGGUGUAUUUUAGUUUCAUCUCAGUACACCAUUGGUAUAUGAUUAAGUUUACCAAUACAAUCUAUCAAAUAAAUAGUUAUCUAAACUUUAGGAUUUUAGUCUUACAGGUAAAACAUUCAAAAGAGAAGAAUUUACUUGCACUAGAUAUUAUGCUCCAAGUAAAGAUGGCACUGAAAUUCCAAUCACUUUAGUACAUCAUAAAGGUUUGUAAAAGAAUAGACAGAACAAAUUGCUUUUACAUUCUUAUGGUGCCUAUGGUCUUCCAUAAGAAAUACCUUUCAAUAUAGUACAACUAAAUGCUUUAGAAAAGGGUUGGACUUUAGCCUAUGCUCAUAUUAGAGGUGGAUAUGAAAGAGGAUAAGAUUGGCAUAGAUAAGCAAUUUUGGAAAAUAAAAUAAAAAGCAUAGAAGAUUUACUUGGAUGUGCUGCUUAUCUAAUAGCAGAAGGAUAUACUCAUCCCUCAUUAUUAUGCGGAUUAGGAGCAUCUGCUGGAGCUACAACUUUGGGAGCAGCUAUAAAUAUGAGACCUGAUAUUUGGAAAUGUGCAAUAUUACUCUCACCUUUUUUAGAUGUCUUAGGAUCUUUAUUAGAUGAAAAUCUACCAUUAACAAAAUCAGAUUAUUUGGAAUUUGGUAAUCCAAAUGAUAAAAAAAUAUUCGAUACCAUUUUGAGUUAUUCUCCUUAUGAAAAUUUAAAAAAAUAAGUUUAUCCAGCAAUUUAUAUAAGUGCUGGUACUGGAGAUUUUAGAGCUCCUUUGUGGAAUGUAUUAAAAUACACAGAAAAAUUAAAAUAGAUUGCUAUAAAGUCUAAAAAAGUAGAAACGAUUGGAGAUCAUCCUCUUAUUAUUGAUAUUAAUGAUGGUGGACAUUCUGGAGGAGCUGGAGUAUUAAUUUUCAUACUAUUUAGGUUUAAUCAUUUAUUGAAGAACAAACUAGAUAUAUGACAUUUCUGGAUUAUUAUGUUGGUAUUGGUAAUAAGGAAAUUACAAAGAAGAGUCUUACUUAAGAUAUUGAUGAGUCUAUAUAAUUAGCAGAUGAGGAGGAUAAGAUUUAGAAAUAUUGA
Paramecium pentaurelia is the source of this 2326-nucleotide messenger RNA. NCBI's taxonomy places the organism in Eukaryota, Ciliophora, Oligohymenophorea, Peniculida, Parameciidae. The record is from the annotation of a GenBank genome assembly.